Messenger RNA from Papilio machaon (common yellow swallowtail), 1998 nucleotides. Its product is annotated as akirin. The coding region runs from base 243 to 842 and encodes 199 amino acids. The transcript is spliced from 5 exons. Gene Ontology annotation, molecular function: transcription coregulator activity. Gene Ontology annotation, cellular component: chromatin; nucleus. Gene Ontology annotation, biological process: positive regulation of transcription by RNA polymerase II; positive regulation of innate immune response. Lineage: Eukaryota; Metazoa; Arthropoda; Insecta; Lepidoptera; Papilionidae. The record is from RefSeq and is a predicted model, not a curated record.
GUCAAAAUUGUAAAGUCACAAAAGUCGGGUUGCGGAUUUGGAAGUAAGAGAAGUUGCUGCACAGAAAUCUAAGAUAUUUUUAGAAAUCAUUUAAGAUAAUUUAAAGUUGAAUUUAGUAUACGAAUUUUAGUGUUAAUUUUCUUUAAGUUUUGAUAAUAUUUUUAGUUUUACUUCGUUUGUGACUAAAACAUCUCAACCGAAUUAAGUAUUAGGUAUAGACAUUCGUUGGGCGUAAAAAGAAAAUGGCGUGCGCUACUCUCAAAAGAAAUUUGGAUUGGGACACAAUGUCGCAAACGCCUGCGAAACGAAGAUGUGUCCCGUUUGCUACAUCUAGCACCAGCCCUGGAAUAAAAUUGACGGAAAACAAACACUCUGCUUUCGGUGAAACCGUUACUGCUCCUGCGAAAUUAACCCCAGAGCGCAUGGUACAGGAGAUAUGUGAGGAGAUCCUGCGGCUGCGGCGGCGGCGCCAGCUGCGGCUGGCCGAGGGCGCCGCAGGCUCCUCCUCCAGCGGCAGUGAGGGCGACGCCUCUCCGCCGCGACAUGCCUCGCACGCAUCGCACGCGCACGCUCACUCCACACACAAGGUGCACAAGCGUGUGCUCUUCACAUUCGACCAGGUGCGCAUGAUCUGCGAGCGAGUAUUGCGCGAGCAGGAGGUGGCGCUGCGGGCGGAGUAUGACACGGCGCUAAACAACAAGCUCGCCGAGCAAUAUGAAUCCUUUGUGCGCUUCAACUUGGACCAGGUGCAGCGUCGUCCCCCGCCAGCCACUUGCAUGCCCUUGGGUGUGGACUCGGAGCACCACAUGCAUCAGGACCUAGUUCCUAGCUAUCUGUCCUAAUAACGAAGGAGCCAGUUGUUGGAAGUGACACUGCAAAUAUAUCAAGAAAAAAAUAUUUUGAUAUAUUAUGUAACAUUAUAUGCUGGAAUAUAAUGUGACCUAAUUAUUGAAGACAUUGUGAUUGCUGCUGGAAUCUAGCCAAUAUCAAUAUUGUACCCAUUGUGGCUAACGAACAACUUGCAAUGCAGUAUUAAGAUAAUUUUGCUACAAUAUAACCACUUCCCUAGCGUCGAGUACACAAUAUUGUUAUGGCUAGAUUCCACAAUAUUCAUGCCACAUAAACAUAAUUUAGCUUAUAAUGCUUUAGAUAAGAUUCGCUGGAUAAUUGUGUUCAUGGACUGAGUGAGGCUGUCAGAGUGAGCCUUCGCCCCGGCGACUCCGCCCCGGCGCCUCCGCUGACUAAAUGUUUUGUGUAACACGACGUCAAACCCGAGUGUUUAUGUUUUUUGUAUAUUUUCUAAAGAAUACGAUAAUGUGUAGAGAAUUAGAGAUAAAAAAAAAAAAACAAAAGGAUAAAAUUCACACAGAGUGCCUGCUAAGAUUAACAUCCCUCUUGAGUUGAAAGUUAGUUAGCCAUAAUUUUGAUUUGUUUAAUUUUUUUUUUAGUUACUUUUUAGUGUUAUCGAAAUAUAGAUGUAGUUUUUAAAUUAUAGUUUAUAUUCUUUACUGAAUAUUGUACACAAAUAUGUGACCCGACUUAUUCAUUGUAAGACGACGAUACAACUGUCCUCGUGAGUCCGUAUUUUGUGUCGUAAGCCACAGUUGGUAUGUCAGGGGUAAUAAUUUUAUGACAAUUGGCCUCUUGUAUCAGAAAUUUAAAACUCCUACAACUAUUUAUAUUACGGCUUUCAUAAAUUAUCUUAACUUUCUAAAUUAACUGAUACAUUAAGGCUUUAGUAAAUGUUUAUGAAUUAGCUUUAUUUAAUUUUCUAAGUUAUUGUCGGUAAUAUUGUUUCGUGGUUCCGACCACACAAGUGCUACUGCAUAAUUAGCUUUUUGUUUUUCAAAAUUUAGUUAUUUUUCUUUUAAUAAUGACCAGGUAUAAUUUGUUACCAAGCGUUUAAAAUAGGAUAGAUCUUUUCUUUUAAAUUGUAUUAUCAGCUCAUCUUAUUAUAUAGGUUAUUGGCGUUUAAGAACUGAAAAUAAAUUAGCUAAA